AGCACUUUUUUAAUGAGUGUAGUAAAGAUAUGCACGUACGUUUAAUUCAAUAGUGCUUUGAAGAAUUAUUUUUCUAAUAUGAUUCUUUUGAGAUUCAUAUAUCUAUGGGCGACUAUAUUAGAAAUCACGUUCUGUUUGUCACCGAGUACAUUACUAAGUUUAGCCAAUCUUCAACAUCAAAAAGCAAAAGCUCUCGCAACAGCAUUAACAUGGAAAUUGAAAAAUCGUUAUAAUAAAUUACCGAAAAGUAUUCAUGGUAAUCGUUUCAUUAGAGAUACAAGAUAUGAAUAUACUCCACAUGCUUAUUAUGUACAUAAUUUAGUUCCGCAAAGUUACGACUAUAAAAAUUUAGAUAUAAAUAGACCGCAAUAUUUGAAACCACAAUCUCAUAGUUAUACGCCCCACUGGAAAGGACUUUUUCCCUACCAAUUGAAAUAUAAAUCAGCGCAACCAGAUGAAUACUCAAAAGAUUUUAUUGUCGGAGAACCCUAUAAUGAAGACUUUGUAUUGAGUUCGGAUAUCAAAGACGAAAAAUUUGAUGACGAAGAUGUGUUGGGUACUUUCAAUAUAUUACCAUUAUCAUACGAAAAAUAUGAGGAACCUCUAUAUCAAAAUCCUGAUGAGUUCGAUCCUAAACAACCUGAAGAUAGAAACAAGGUUGUUGAUUUUAUCAAAUCUACUGCUAAAACUACAGAAAUGAUUUUACAUAUGUUAAAUCCCAUUAAUUAUCACUUAAAUGAUCCUGUAAAUGAAGAUACUAAUUAUCCAACGGAAGGCUACAAUCAUGAUAAGGAGGAUGUUGAGCCAUAUAUGAAUUACAAACCAGCUAAUUUACCUCAUAUUUUCAAGGUGGACAAAAACCUUGAAGAUUAUUUAGAGACUCAGCAAAAAUCACUGAAAAAGUUAGAGGAUGACUUUAAACGUCAUAUAUAUUCUGAGAUUAAUGAAAAAUCAGAGUACAAAGAUGAAAAACUUGAAGAUUACUUGAAGAAUCAUCAAAAAAUAUUAGAAAAAUUCCAGGAAGAUUUGAAGAAGAAGUUGACACCUAAAAAUGAAAAACAUCAAUACGACUUACUUCCUACGGUAUAUCCAAUUUACACUGUACACGAUAGCUAUACGGAGAUUUUACCACCAACACCAAUCAAACAAGAUGUUCUUCCAACUGUCCAUAAAUUAUACACUAAUAAUGAAGGUUUCGGUGAAUUGUAUAAAAACGAACAACAAAAGUAUGAAAAUGAUGUCCAUGAAACCUUGAAACCGUAUAAUCUUAAUCAAAGUAUACCAGAGCCUACCAAGCCAAAUAUUUUGCCUCGUGACUAUCCAGAAUCACAAUACAUAAUGGAUUCUAAUACACCUAACGAAGGUGUCAUAUCUCCUUAUUCAAAAGAUCCAAAUUUUCCUUAUACAAUUCGAAACCUAUACGAUGAUAUAAAUAAAAAAAAUAUCCCUACUCCAGAAGAAGAUUUCGAAACGCCAGGACCAAUUCCUACAAAUAACUUAUUCGAUCAAAUAGAUGAAAGCGUACAAAAUCUUGAACACCUAGUAUACAAUGAUCAGCAACAAGAUAAAUCAUCUCCUCAGAUGGUUUCUGAUGAGCUAAAACAAUUAAGAGAAGCAGUAACAAAUAAUUCCUAUUCCGAUUUAAAAGCACAAAAAGAAAUAAAUCUACUGAAACAAACUGAGAAAAUAAGGAAUUUCAUCGAGAAUCAUGAUGAGGUACUAGGUGAUGUGUAUCAACCCUCCAAAGAACAAUAUUUUUUCCAAAAAUCACCUGUUGAUGGAACAGUUCAAAGGUCGAUGAUAUCAAAUGAAGCCAACCCCAUAGUAAGUUAUAUCUUUAAAUUGCCAUUUAAUAACGAAUUCGAUAGAAGAUCUGUGAGACACGUGAAAAAUGGAACUGAAACAUAUAUAAAUGAUAUGAAAAAUAUAUUGAGCUUCUUACAAGACAUUGUAUCUCAUGAUGAACACUUGCUAAUUAUGAAUUAUCUGGAGAAUGUUAUAGUUGACAAUAUUCAAGAAGGAGAAGAAAAACAGGAAGCGAAUCAUACAAGGAUUAAGCGCCACGUACCGAUUAAAACUUUGUUGUUGGAUCCAAGAGUAAAUGUAGAUGUGCCAAAAUUCAUGGACAAUAUAGGAACAUUUACUAAAACACUUUUCGAUCACAAAGAUACACCUUUGUACCAUGUCCGCAACUUUGUUGGUUCAAUGAAAGAUGCAGCACUUGCCACGAUGAAAAUACCAAAUCAAAAUAUCAUUGUACCAACAGAAUAUAAUAUCGUCGAUAAUCCGAAUAAAGAAGAAACAAUAUUAGGAAACUCUUAUCCUAAUUUGUCAUCCAGAUUUGGCAAUGAGGAUGAAGAGAUUCCAAAUUGGCCUCAAGAACUAGUCCAAAAUACCUUUCAAAAUGUUGGACAGGUCGUUCGAAACGUAGUUAAAUCGGGACAAGAAGCUGUUCAGCAUGUAGGGGAAAUGACAAAUCAUGCGAAAAAAGUUAUCAUGACAUCAAAACAGGCUCCCGAUAUUCUCUUACAAACAGUGACACCGAUUCCGUUGGCAACAGAUAAGAAAAAAUUCAUGUUGAAUUCAAGAUUCGGAGGCGACACCGUACUUGCACAACCCGAACAACAACCACAAGUGGAAUUUAUAAAAAUGGGACAUCUCCUUGACGCUGUAGGCGUAUCUAAUCCAGAUAUACAAAGUAAAUCAUUCUCACCACGCACAAACUUUAGACAUGUAGAAUAUGCUAAAAAACUCCGUGAAAAUCUGGAAAAAAUUGUGCCAAAUUCAAAUAUCGCUAAAGACAUAUCUCCUAGCACUAAUAAAGUUGUUGAUACCAUGAAGAACUUUAGAAACGAUAUUGAGAAAUUAACUAAAAAAAAUGUUUUCCAAAAAACCAACGAUUCCGAGGAAAAUGUGGGAAUAUCAAUUAAUAAUAUUCUCAGCCAAUCUGAUGAUGAAAUGAAAAAAAUAAGUAAUGAUCUUCCUCUAGUUAAUAAAAAAAUAACAAAGGAAGAAUAUAUCCAAAAUGUGAAAAAUAAACUGGAGGAUUUCAUUAGUACUUCAAAUACCAUUAAAAACAGCAUCUACCCAAGAGCGCGCAAAGAAGAUCAUAUGGAAAAUAUCAAGAACCGAAUCGACAAUAUCAUUCCUAAAUCAAUUAAAUCCCUAUCUGCCAAAAAUGAUAAAGGGAAAAAUAAUCAGCUUCAAAAAGCUUGGAAGGACUUCCAAGAUAUGAUAAACACAGUUAAUCCUGUAAAUAACGUUCAAAAAAUUGUUCAGCCACUAGGUAAAUACAUAAAAAAUGGUAGGAGCAGCUUGAUUAGUGAUAAAAAUAAUAAAAUUCUUGAUAAUCUUCACGACUAUAUAUCACAGACAAAAAAUAAAUUGACAGAUUUGAACGAACGCACACCAUUGGGUAUUACAAAAAUGAAAUGUAGCAAACGAAAUAAAAGAGAAGUCGCUGAGUCAGAAGAAACAUGGGACGCGAAUAAAAAUGAAGAGCUAUUAGGCUCUAGUUUUAUAAGUCCAAGAUUGACAUUACCAUACUUGAUACCUAGUUUAGUUCAACCCAAUCAACUUUUUGGUAGAGCUGCGGUUGAAAAUCAACUAUUACCAGAUUUAAAAAUUGACAAACAAAACGUCCUACAGAAUCUGAAUCAAUUAAUUCCAGUUUCUGCGCCAAAAAUUUUGGCUUCAAGUUUAGACAUUCAGCAUUUAAUAGGUUCUAUUUUGGGUGCACCGCAUAUACUGGGACAACCACAAAAUAAUGGAAUCGGGGCUUUAUCUAAAGAAGAAUUGGAAUACAACGAUGAUACUAACAGCGAAGAAAAUGUGGCCACAUCUUUAAAGAUGAUACCUGCUCUGACUACUCCAUUCAUGGGAAAAAUUUCGGAUAAAGACAAAAAUAAGUUUUACGAGCAAUAUGAACCGCCAAAAAAAUAUUAUUUAGUCGACAAUCCGCAAUUGUUUGAGAAGUACGAACCAUCAUUUAUAUGUUCUUGCCAAAAAAAUGAUGAUUAUUUGUAUGAUAACGAUAGUAUAUAAUUUUUUCUAUUAAUUAAGUUAUUAUAUAAUUUUAUAUCAUAUUAUUCGAGUUUCAUUAAACAAUUUGCAUAUUUACGACUACAA
This is a messenger RNA of Diorhabda sublineata, 4128 nucleotides long. RefSeq lists its product as uncharacterized. NCBI's taxonomy places the organism in Eukaryota, Metazoa, Arthropoda, Insecta, Coleoptera, Chrysomelidae. The transcript is spliced from 12 exons. The record is from RefSeq and is a predicted model, not a curated record. Bases 79 to 4044 code for a protein of 1321 amino acids.